ACAUUUCAUGGCGCACACCCAAAAGGCAAAGUUAGGUAGUUUGCUUUCUCUCAAUCUUCCAUGUAAAACCUCAGAAGGUCCCAAACAUGUGGAAAACCCUCAUGAUCUAAACCCUACUUUUGAAAUCAUAAUCAAGACACCUCAAUUGAUUAUCCUUGGUGAAUAAUUUUUCCAUGUUCUAUAUACACACACACACAUGGUUCUAAGGUUGAGACCAAGGCAAUAGAAAAAAUCCCAACUCAUCGAUCAUCUUAUUCUGUCAUUCCAAAUCCAAGGCCAUGGCUCUCAACAGGUCUGUGUCCAUCUCCAAAAAUUAUAUGCUGCUGAAACCAGAAGAUGUCCGUUUCUUCGAUCUCAUUCGCAUCCUCUUCUUUCGUGACAUAGAGAAAAGGAAAUUUGUAAACUGCCCCGAAGGGAUUCAUGAGGAGCCUUUCAAGUUUAGAUGGCUGGUUUUCGUGUCCAUCUUGGCGCAGAAGGUGCUGCAGUGUGUGUCAACACCUUUGGCAUGGUUCGGUAACAAGAUAGAGAUGUGGCUAAACCUUUUGUCAACGAACCACGGCUUUUUUAAGCUAGUGUGGAAUUUUAUGCUCGGGAAGGUGGUAAUUCCAGAUAAGUUAUCGGCUACUUAUUUGUCGCUCUAUGGACACGUAGAUGGACGGGUAGAGUUAGACAAAAACAUUAAGCAUGGUGACAGCAGAUAUUAUGGUGCAUUUUCUGUGAUGGCUGCUAAAAUAUCGUACGAGAACAAAGAUUACAUCAAAAAAACAGUGGAGGACCUCUGGAAGAUGGAGUUCUUGGGCUUCUAUGAUUUUUGGAAUGAAAUUCAAGAAAAGGCUACCUCACAAGUAUUUAUGCUUCGUGACAAAAAUGUUGAUCCAGAACUAAUUGUUGUGGCCUUUAGAGGCACAGAACCCUUCGAUGCAGAUGCAUGGUGCACUGACUUUGACAUUUCUUGGUAUGACUUUCCCGGCAUGGGCAAAGUGCACGGUGGCUUCAUCAAAGCUCUAGGGUUGCAGAAAGAUGCAAGUUUGCCUGAGGAAAUUGAAAAAACCAAUGAUCAACACGCCACAGCUUAUUAUUCCAUUAGGGACAUGCUUAAAGACCUUCUGCAAACAAAUGAAAAAUCAAAGUUCAUAGUGACCGGUCACAGCUUGGGCGGUGCCCUAGCAAUUUUGUUUCCUGCAGUGUUGGCAUUGCAUAAGGAGGAAGACUUGUUGAAGAGAUUGGAGGGUGUGUAUACAUUUGGACAGCCAAGGGUAGGAGAUGAUGAAUUUGGGGAGUUCAUGAAAGAGCAAUUGAAGAACUAUAGUAUACCAUAUUAUAGAUUUGUUUACUGUAAUGAUAUUGUGCCUAGGUUGCCAUAUGAUGACUCCACACUCACGUUUAAGCACUUUGGGACAUGCCUAUACUAUAAUAGCUUCUAUGAAGGCAAGGUUGUUGAAGAAGAACCAAACAAGAACUACUUCUCGCCAUUGUCACUUCUACCAAAGAUCAUAAACGCGAUCUGGGAGCUAAUAAGAAGCUUCAUCAUUUCAUACACAAAGGGACCGGACUACAAAGAAGGGGGUACUCUUCGAGUGUUCCGGUUAAUCGGAUUGGCAAUUGCAGGUAUACCGGCUCAUACAAACCAAGAGUACGUUAAUUGCACUCGAUUAGGAACGCCAGACUUAUAUCAAACAGUUCAAGAUCAUGUCGAAAGCACAACGAAUUCAGAUGUACCCAAUAUUGUGUAACUCUCACCAACUGUGUGUUGUUUCAGUGUUAGUGUGCCCACUAUUGAAACUAGCUGAUUAUUAGCUAGCCCAAAAUAUUGUUUUCGAUCAUCAGAACUUACAAAACUAGUGAUGUGUGUGUUUCCCAUGCACAAGAGUCUUUCAUUCAAUGAAGUACGGUCAGGCCUCCGUCCUCCUCCAAGACCGCCAGAUUAGGAUGGUGUUAGUGAAGAUCGCUGCUUCUCCUGUUGCUGCAAUGGCUGCUAUACCGGAUUUGGGAGUAACUGUCAUGUGUCAUAUUUGGCUGUGAUAUAUACUCUAGAUUAUUGGACUUAUUUGGUUGGGCUUCUAUCUUGGGCUAGGGUUGGUUUAUGUAUUGGAUCUAUCAAUUAGCCUUUGCCAGGUUUUUGCACUGUAUAUUCUAUCUUUUU
This is a messenger RNA of Cornus florida, 2143 nucleotides long. Its product is annotated as triacylglycerol lipase OBL1-like. Gene Ontology annotation, molecular function: triacylglycerol lipase activity. The transcript has 5 exons. The record is from RefSeq and is a predicted model, not a curated record. The coding region runs from base 279 to 1733 and encodes 484 amino acids. Gene Ontology annotation, biological process: lipid metabolic process. NCBI's taxonomy places the organism in Eukaryota, Viridiplantae, Streptophyta, Magnoliopsida, Cornales, Cornaceae.